Hibiscus syriacus is the source of this 392-nucleotide messenger RNA. RefSeq names its product sugar transporter ERD6-like 5. The record is from RefSeq and is a predicted model, not a curated record. The transcript has 5 exons. Gene Ontology annotation, biological process: transmembrane transport. Lineage: Eukaryota; Viridiplantae; Streptophyta; Magnoliopsida; Malvales; Malvaceae. Gene Ontology annotation, molecular function: transmembrane transporter activity. Gene Ontology annotation, cellular component: membrane. The coding region runs from base 98 to 391 and encodes 97 amino acids.
UAGCAGCUUCCUUGAUAGAAUAUCCUUCCUUUUAAACGAUCAUCACUUGUGGAGUAAAGGAACUCCGGUUUUGGCACUGAUUAGCAUUUCGUUGUAUAUGGGGUCAUACCAAGUAGGGAUGGAAGGAAUUCCAUGGACUAUAGUUGCAGAGAUUUUUCCGAUGAACAUAAAAGGUGCAGCUGGGAGCAUAGCCAGUUUAUCUGGGAAUAUUUGUUCCUGGACCGUUUCGUACAACUUUAACUUCUUAUUUCAAUGGAGCUCAGCAGGGACAUUCUUCGUAUUUACAGCAGUUUGUGGUCUGAAUUUUGUUUUUGUUUCGGAGAUGGUGCCGGAGAUGAAGGGGCGAACACUUGAAGAAAUACAAGCAUCAGUUUCUGGCAGUUCACAGUGAG